Molecule: messenger RNA, 729 nt
Organism: Ilyonectria robusta
Lineage: Eukaryota; Fungi; Ascomycota; Sordariomycetes; Hypocreales; Nectriaceae
Product: glycoside hydrolase
Exons: 1
Coding region: 1-729 (242 amino acids)
Source: RefSeq, a predicted model, not a curated record
AUGCAUACUCAGCUCUAUAAAGGUCUACUUGCUGCCCUUUUGGCUGGGGCUGCUCAUGGCCACGGCUAUGUAGCUACCAUCGUCGCAGACGGCGUCACCUAUCCUGGCGGCCUUCCAUGGAGCGCCUCGGUCGAUGCAGUGGGCUGGGCUGCUGCCAAUCAGGACAACGGUUUCGUAGCUCCAGAUGCAUUUGCAACUGCCGACAUCAUCUGCCACAGGAGCGCCACGCCCGUGGACGACGCUGUGACAGUGAAGGCCGGGAGUACCAUCACGUUGAACUGGAACACCUGGCCCGAGUCGCAUCAUGGCCCAGUCAUUGAGUACCUGGCGCCUGUUUCUGGGGAAUUCGCCAGCAUCACCAAAACAAAUCUUCGGUGGACCAAGAUCGCCGAGAAAGGCCUGAUUUCGGGCUACAACCCUGGUGUAUGGGCUGCUGACCAGCUCGUGAGCAAUGGCUUCUCAUGGAAGUUCACGGUCCCCAGCAAACUCCGCCCCGGACGCUAUGUUCUUCGCCACGAGAUAAUCGCUCUUCACUCUGCCGGCCAAGUCAAUGGAGCUCAAGCCUACCCCCAGUGCAUCAACCUCAACGUCACUGGCAGUGGCUCAUCUACUCUUACGGGAGGAGACUUCACCACAUUCUAUACUCCCCAGGACCCUGGCAUUCUGUUCAACCUGUAUCAGUCAUUUUCCAGCUAUCCUAUUCCCGGCCCGGCGGUAGUAACUCUCUAA